AUGGCUUGCAGAGAAGCCCAGCCCCCCUUGAGUGAUCGGGGGGACGAGCCAGCCGAUCUCUCAGACGACGAUGGCUCAGAGAGCUCCCAGUCAGCCUCAGUCGACCAGAACAGCAACACCCACAAACUCAACGGACUGCCCAACUCAUCCUCCUCAGCAGCCCCACAGACAGCAAAGUCAAUCGAACACGUCAACAUCGAGGACAUCAAGGAAAUCCAGCUCGACACCUCCUCACUCAACCCGCUCAGCCCCCAGGUCAUCUCAAAACAAGCCACCAUCAACAUCGGCACCAUCGGUCACGUCGCUCAUGGUAAAUCCACCGUCGUCAAGGCUAUCUCGGGCGUCCACACGGUCCGGUUCAAGAACGAAUUGGAGAGGAACAUCACCAUCAAGCUGGGCUAUGCUAAUGCCAAGAUCUACAAGUGCGAAGAAGCUUCCUGCGCUCGGCCCGGCUGUUAUCGAAGCUACGGGAGCGACAAGGAAGACCGUCCAAUGUGCGAUGUCCCUGGUUGCCACGGCCGGAUGAAACUGAUAAGACACGUCUCAUUUGUCGAUUGUCCCGGACACGAUAUUUUGAUGGCUACCAUGUUAUCAGGCGCGGCAGUCAUGGACGCUGCCUUACUGUUAAUUGCCGGCAACGAGCCCUGUCCACAGCCCCAAACAUCCGAACAUCUGGCAGCCAUUGAGAUCAUGAAGUUGAAGCAUAUCAUCGUCUUACAGAACAAGGUCGACCUGAUCACCGAGGCUGCCGCUAGCGAACAAUACAAGUCGAUCUUGUCAUUUGUCAAAGGUACCGUUGCCGACUCUGCACCCGUCGUCCCGAUUUCAGCUCAACUACGGUACAACAUCGACUCUGUCAACGAGUACAUCGUCAAGAAGAUUCCCGUGCCCAUGCGAGAUUUCAGUGCUGAUCCCAGAUUGACAGUCAUCCGAUCAUUUGAUGUCAACAAGCCUGGAGCCGAAGUCGAUGAACUGAAGGGUGGCGUUGCCGGUGGAAGUCUGUUACAGGGUGUCUUGCGGAUGGGACAAGAAGUCGAAGUCCGUCCUGGUGUCGUUACUAAAGAUUCUGAAGGCAAGAUCCACUGCAAACCUAUCCGGAGCAAGAUCGUCACUCUGUUGGCUGAGAAGAACGAGCUACUGUUUGCCGUUCCUGGAGGGCUGAUCGGAGUCGGAACAAAGAUCGAUCCUCAGCUGUGUCGGGCUGAUCGUCUCGUCGGUCAAGUCUUGGGUGCCGUCGGAAAACUGCCGAAGAUCUUUACGGAGAUCGAGAUCAAUUACUUCUUAUUACGGCGAUUAUUGGGAGUGAAGACGGAUGACAAGAAGCAGACGAAAGUGAGCAAGUUGACGAAGGGAGAGAUCCUGAUGGUGAACAUCGGCUCGACGUCGACGGGUGGACGGGUCAUGUCGGUGAAGGCCGACCUGGCUAAAGUCUUGUUGAACCAACCUGCUUGCACUGAAGUCGGCGAGAAGGUCGCGCUCAGUCGUAGGAUCGAACAGCAUUGGAGGUUGAUCGGUUGGGGUAGCGUCCGAAGAGGCGCCGAAUACGAAAUCCAUUCCUAA
Molecule: messenger RNA, 1560 nt
Organism: Puccinia triticina
Lineage: Eukaryota; Fungi; Basidiomycota; Pucciniomycetes; Pucciniales; Pucciniaceae
Exons: 9
Coding region: 1-1560 (519 amino acids)
Biological process (GO): formation of translation preinitiation complex; positive regulation of translational fidelity
Cellular component (GO): cytosol; eukaryotic translation initiation factor 2 complex
Molecular function (GO): GTPase activity; GTP binding; tRNA binding
Source: RefSeq, a predicted model, not a curated record